CGGCCAAUAGCCGCAGGGCGAGUCCAGCCGGGCGCUGUCCUCCGGGCCGGCCAGGAGCUGGGGGGGCUUCCCGCCAGCCCCUCUCACCGCUCCGACUGACCGUCCGCCCAGGGCCACAGCCGCCCCGGGAGGAGGAGGAGGAGGAGAAGGAGGAGAAGGAGGAGGAGGAGGAGGACGAGGACGAGGAGGAGGAGGAGGACGAGGAGAAGGAGCCCAGCAGGGGGACAGAACCCAGGGACACCCCGCCCGGGACGGCUUGAGGGCCCAUCCCCCAGGAGCAGCUGAGCCAUGGCGGAGGGUGAAAUCACCACGUUCACAGCCCUGAUGGAGAAGUUCGACCUACCCCUGGGCAACUACAAAAAGCCUAGGCUGCUCUACUGCAGCAAUGGCGGCUACUUCCUGCGCAUCCAGCCAGACGGUAAAGUGGACGGGACCAGGGAUCGGAGCGAUCAGCACAUUCAACUGCAGCUAAGCGCGGAAAGCGUGGGCGAGGUGUAUAUAAAGAGCACCGAGUCUGGCCACUAUUUGGCUAUGGACACCGAAGGACUUUUAUAUGGCUCAGCACCCAGUGAAGACUGCUUGUUCCUGGAGCGGCUGGAGGAGAACCACUAUAACACGUACGUGUCCAAGAAGCACGCUGAGAAGAAUUGGUUUGUCGGUCUCAAGAAGAACGGGAGCUGCAAACGAGGUCCCCGGACUCACUACGGCCAGAAAGCCAUCCUCUUCCUCCCGCUCCCCGUGGCGUCCGACUAGCCGCCUCUCCUCUCGGUACUGGGCCCUUCCAGAACCCCUAGAACCUGAGACACCCGCCUGUUGCCUGCCCUCCUGCUUCUCCCAAACCCACAAACCACCGCAAACCAUCAGGCUUUCAACUCUUCCUCCCUCAUCGGCCACUUUCCCUGUCCCAGGGCUGUUUGGCAGAGGUGGGUGGGUGAUCCUCAAGAUGGGUUCUCAGGCCAGUCUCUCCGGGGCCUACCAAAGGGCGAUCCGGAGGAUUCCCGGGGAAUCUCACAUUCAGAGCCACGUGUGAUUUCUCUCCUAUUGGGCCAACCAUCACUGACCAUUUCCCUAGACCCUGGGCCAAAAAUCCUUGUUCAACAUCUAGCCAUGCGGCAGGUGAGAACAGAACCAUUCUUAGUGAGAGGACAGGAGGGAGACAGUGAGAAAAACCGGGGCCACUGGUGGGCUGUGGGACAGUGGGAGCCAGGCAGCCCCAGAACUAGGGAAAAGCAGGACAGGACUGUUGAGGAGGAACAGCUUCUAGGGGAGGAAAGGAAAAAGGAGGGGCCGUCUGUGCUGAAGGAAGAAGGGAAAUCUCUUAGUUCCCUGACUGUUCCCAGAGUGCCUCGGGCCUGAUGGGAAGCAGAGAGAGGAGGGAGGGAGAAAAGAUGGGGGAACGGAGGGAGGCUAGAGAGCUCCUCUAAGGGAUGGAGCCCCAGAGUCACCGAUUGUGCUCUCAGUGGGCUGGGAGGAGAGAUUAGACACCACAACCAGAGACAGAGCGAGAGAGAAAGAGAGAGAGAGAGCGCGCGCAGAUUUGCCUGGUCGUGUCCAAGGAAGAUCAGUUACCAAGGCAACAGGGAUGGAGCGGGGGAGUCGGCUAGAGGAAAAGAGGGAUGUGAGAGCUGACACAUUCCCUGGCACAGCGAAGGCAAAACUCCUGAAACCUCACUGAUUAGAGAUGCCCCUGGAGAUGCUUCAUUCAUUCAUUCAAUCAUAUUUAUUGAGUGCUUACUGUGUGCAGAGCACUGUACUAAGCACUUGGAAAGUACAAUACAGCUAACAUGAAUGCCACCAAUUUCUCUCACUGAGUAAAAAUUUGGGUUCCAAUUAGGAAAACACACCUCUCACCCUAAGUAAACCUGCCCUAUAUUCCCAGUAAGGGAGAAACAGAGCCCAUCUUUGUCACAACUAAUACUGACAUCUUGUUCAUGUCUUUCGUGUGCCAUCUUCGUUCAUUGGGUGAAAAUGCAGGUAUUGCAAACACAUUCUGAAUUUCCACCUACAGGCAGUAGGCCAGUAAAGUUAGCUAGUCUGUUGUCCCCACCCUAAAUCCACGGAGGGGCUUCCCAGCCAUUGACCUUAUCUUGCCACCCAGACCCACUAAAAUGGUUAAUCCUGGGCAAGACUGGUCACUUUGGGUUUCAGAAGCAGAGUCACUCCAGUGAUUUCAGGAAGGACGUGUCAGCUGCGGACAGGCUUUGACCUGGCCUGCCCUGCAGCAGCUGUGACUGAGAAAGAAAGCUCUGGAAUGCCUGAGGGAAAGGGAGGGCCGAGAGCAUGCAGUGAGGUGGCUUAAAGUGAGGCGAGUUGCUGAGGUGUCACAUAAGGAGGUUUAGGGGGUAAAGAAUACAGCUCAGGAUAAGACCUCCUUAUUAGGUGUCUUGUGGAAAAGUUUAUGCUGGGUAAGGGAGGGAACAGAGCAGGGGAAGAAUUCAAGAGACUUAUAAUGGUUAACAGCUGAAGUUAGUUCAAGUUUAGCUGGGGCCUCUUGUUAUUGGCCCCAUUGCUCACCGAUGGGAGGGGUUGGUGGUCUCAGAGAGCAGGUCACAUGUCCUCCUAUGGGACCACCUGGAAGCUUAACCCUGGGCACCAGUGGCAGGGAAAGGGGAGAGUUGGGGCAUACUGAGUAAACCAGGGGAUGCACACUUGGGAGAGCCAGAAGGCACAUGAGACCACCAUGGUCGCACACCCAUCUUCUCCCCCUCCCCAAAUACGCCACGGCUCAGCUGGGAAGGAGAGGGUGCAGAGCACCAUUUGUAUUAAUGUUGGGGGUCUAGUUGUGCAUGGCGAGGAAGAGGAAUGGGCUAGGAGAUCAGAGACCUAAAAACACCACCUCAGGCCUCAGAUACCCCUCAGUGUGCAAGAGCUGCAGCUGGCAGAAAGGGUCCCCUUCCCUACAACCUUGCAGCCCUGCAGAAAGGAAGCAUCUCGGGAGCUAGGGGCAGGAUUUUCCUAUACAUAAGCUGGUGUGAUAUACUUCCAGAGUUCAAAUACCCUACGGGAUCGACAGGGUGCUGAGCGUUCGCUAAGUGCCAAGGUUUGGCUGAGCUGAGGCUGGGAUUACUAACUCCCCAUUCAGGCUACCGCUGAAUUGUGCAAUCAUCCGCUUUCCCUUGGGUACACUGUAUAUUUGUUUCUCUUCAGGGGUAGAGGGAGCGGCAAGGGUUCCGAUCACACUGAGGGAGAGCCGGUCUGACUGGGACCACCUGGCCCAGUAUGAUCCUCAAGCCCCUCGAAGGGUGGAUCAGCUCGGUCAGCCAUGCCCUUCCACCAACCGAGCCAGAGGCGUGCUCAGAGAGAUUCUACUUUCCAAUAGAAGCUGGGAAUUUCCAAGAAUCUAAUACCGAGUGAAGGAAGGCCUCUCUGUUCUCUCCCCCCGGGGAUUCAGACAUAGUCUGGUUUUGCAAAGCUGGAUGGCCGUCGUCCCAUCUCCCUCUGUGUUCGCUUUGCGUUUAGGUCAGAAACCCAAGAGAGACCUUGUGUAAUUCUACCUUCUGAUGAGUCCCUUGCACCUUCCUGGAGACCAAUAAAGGUUCCCUAAACCAUA
Messenger RNA from Ornithorhynchus anatinus (platypus), 3550 nucleotides. RefSeq names its product fibroblast growth factor 1 (gene FGF1). Gene Ontology annotation, biological process: fibroblast growth factor receptor signaling pathway; regulation of cell migration; positive regulation of cell population proliferation. Lineage: Eukaryota; Metazoa; Chordata; Mammalia; Monotremata; Ornithorhynchidae. The coding region runs from base 289 to 753 and encodes 154 amino acids. The transcript is spliced from 4 exons. The record is from RefSeq and is a predicted model, not a curated record. Gene Ontology annotation, cellular component: cytoplasm. Gene Ontology annotation, molecular function: fibroblast growth factor receptor binding; growth factor activity.